UGGAACGACAACUCUGCCGGGAGAUUGCAUAGCAACAAGUAUACAACUCGCUACAAUUUAAAAUAAAUUAUAUUUAUUCCUGCAAUAAAAAUGAGCUCGAGCGGCGAAGAAGAAGAAGUUGGACCGAAUGUUGAUGCAGACGACGCAGACACUAGAAUUGCAGCAAGAAGAAUUCGUAUUCAGAAACGAGUAGAAGCUGCCAGAAGAGCGGCUCUUGGUGAAGACCCUAAUGAGAAGAAAGAAGUAAAACAGGAGCUUACAAAGAGCCGAAAACAAAUAGAAGAAAGCCGACUGCGACUAACAAAACUGAAACAGGAUGGUUUUGACCUUGUAACCAACAUUCGUGUUGCUGGUGAUGCUAGAGAGGCCACCCGUAGAAAUGAGGAGGAGGAUGCUAAAAGACAGAGAAAAGAAAAGCUGGAACAAGAAGCUAAAUCUGGAGCAGAAAGAUUUGAAGAGAUCACUAAGAAAUGGGAACAAGCUUUGCAGAAAGAAAUUCCUCAAUCUCUUCAUGAGAUGCUGAUGCAACAGAAGACGUCAUGUGAUGCAAUGAUUGAUGAGAAGAACAAGUUGAUCAAUGAUUUUCAGCAGGAGCUGAAGGGUAAGGAUGACACGUAUGUGAAGGACCUGAAAAAGCAGGCGGAGGAUGUGGACCUCAUGAUAGAGCGCAUGGAGGAGCAGAUCAGGCACCUCACCAAGGCCAUGAGGGAGGAGAUGAAAGAGAUAGAGAUGGCGUUUGUGUCUGAACGUAACGACGUUCUGGAGGCCCAGAAGCGCAAGUGGGAGGACAAGAUGCAGCACCGUCGUGACAAGGAGGUGGAGUACAUGAAGACCAGGGAGAGACAUGUGGAGGAGUACGAGGCCCAGCUGCAACACCUGCGCGUUAUGGAUACGGAGGACCACAACACCGUCAAGAUACGGCUUGAGAAGGACGUUGAGAUCAUGGAGCAGCAGCUGCAGCAGUUGAGGGCGACGUAUCAACUGAACCAGGAGAAACUCGAGUACAACUUUCAGGUGCUCAAGAAGAGAGAUGAUGAGAACACCAUCACCAAGUCACAGCAGAAACGCAAGAUCACCAGGUUGCAGGACGUACUGAACGGUCUGCGUAUCAAGUGUGCCAAGCAGGAGAAGCAGUACCGUGAUGAGAAUGCCCAACUCAAUGAUGACUAUGUGAAGAUCAUGGAACAGUUCAAGGAUCUACAGAGGAAAAAUAGACACUUCAUGCAGGCGGAUGCCAACAAGUUCCACGAUGUGUGGUGCAUGAACGAGGCCGAGCUCAAGGACCUGGUACUCAGCGUGCUGGAGGCCGACACCAUCAUACACUCACAGCAGAUGGGCCUAGAGUGGAACCAGCCAGAAAUAUCAUUCAUGGAGAACACUGGUCCCUUGAUGGGAGAGUCUGCCAAGAAGUCCGGUGUGUCAGCCAAGCAGGUGGUAGAGGAAGUGCUCUCCGCUACUGGAGGUGACAGUAUUGUGGAGGAGGAGGAGGAGGACGCUGGGUCAGAGGUCAGCGAUGGCAUUCCCGCAGACAGGAAGCCCAAGAAGUUAAGCAUCUUGGACAAGAUCUCCGCACAGACCAUCAAACAGAUACUGGAGCUCCUCUGUGAUGAGUCGGGCUUUCUGGUGGAAUCCAAGCUAAACAAGCUUCUGUCCCCCCUGGAGAAAGACGAGCGCUCUCUCAUGAAGCUGGACGCCAUCUUCAAUGCUCUGAACAUUGAUACAGAGGAGGACAUUCACCUGCUGGCCAGUUACUUCAUGCAGCUCAAGGGCAAGCAAGCACAGCAGCAGCCCGAGGAGAAGAAAGAUGACGAGGAAUCGAAGACGUUUUACUCUGAGAGCGAGAUGGCUGAUGACAUAGACGCGGAGAUCUACAAGCUGACUGGGAAGGAGGGGGACGCGGCGUCCUCCAAGAGCGAGACCGUGGAACUCAUUAACCCCAACGAGGUGCUCAAGGCUUUACGACUGUUUGUGGACCAGAACAGGAAGCCGCAGAAGAUGGGAGGGAAGUCGUCCCAGUUCAAGAUCAAGUCGCUGGGUGACCGUGACGACACAGGUGACUCCGAGUACUGGGCUCGGUUUGCCCAGGUGAUCUCACAGAAGAAAGAACGUCUCUGGAACGCACUGCUAGAGGGACUGGAGAAAUACAGUGAGGUGCUUGGAUCUCGUGCGGGCCUGAUCACGGAGACAGAUGCACUCAGACAGCAGAAUGCAGAGCUUAGGAUGCUGCUGCAUCAAUAUGUCAACUCUAAGGUGAAUGCAGAGCUGGAGGUGCCCCCCACGCGGGUGUUACAGCUCGAGAUGAACCCCCCACGCUGAUGGCCCCCCUCACACACCCCAGACAACACAUCAGUAGACCGCGCCCUUCUCUAGGAGCUCCUGGCAUCAGUCAUGUGAUCUUUAACAAUGCAUCUUCAUGUUAGAAUAUUUGAUAGGUUUUUUUAUUGGAAUUAUCUUUUUUUUUUUUAAAUCUGGGUAUAUUUUUUUUGUUUAUGUUUUAAACAAUUUUUAAGUGUGAUUUAAUCAGAAAUGACAUAUGAUUUUUCUCCACUAAAACUGGUUUUUAAUUAUUCAUUAAAGAUAUUACCAUAUUAAUAGUUUUACAAUUAUUCCUUUCUUUUUACAUCAAUUAUAUUUGAAUUUUCCUUAAUUACUUGUUAUUUAUUGAACUAUAUUUAAUAUAUAGAUCUAAGGCUGAAAAAAAGUUGCAACUUAUUACUUUUAGUCAACGUUUUUACUCCUACAUUGACUUUGUUAUAUGGAUUUAGAAACACAUGAACUAGGUUUAUUUGUGGGGCUUUAAAUGUAUGUCAAGUUAAUACUAGAGAAGCUGCAUUUCUUGAUAGUAGCCAACAUCUGUUGUUGAUCCAGCUGAAGAGCUCAUGUUUGUGUUAUCCAGCUGCUGACAUUCGUCCCACUCACAAGUUGAAGUUCAAAACAGUUGUAUUCUUUUCUAAAAGCAUUGAACUAAAUUUAUCUCAGAAAUGUUAUGACAUUAGAAUUGUAUCCCAGUUUGUAAGAAUAUGGUUAAGUAAAUCCACAUAUUUGUCAACAAAAACUGUUUGUUGUGAUUUUUUUAAUGUACAUUAUUUUAAGAAUAAUAGUUACUGUGUUAGUAUUAUGGAGCUUUAACAUUUGAAGAAACUUUAAAUGUUAUUCAAUGUAUCUGAUUUUGACAUUUUUCUAUGUGUUCUUUCCCCCUGAUAUUUACAGUUAUGCUUAUGUAAUCAACUUAGUCUUGCUGUAUUUUUUCACAAAGAUCCUUAUAGUAGGCUUCAAAUCAUACAAUUAUAGAUUAUAUACAUAGGUGGCAAAUGGCUGUCUAAUUUUUUCUAUUACACAGGAUCCUUCAUUAAAAGGUCAUAUUUGAAAUAAAUGUAGGAAAAAUCAUGUAGACAAUUUCAUUUGAAAUUUAAUUUUCAGCCGUUUUUAAUGUCUCAAGUUACGAUUUACUUUAGAAACUUUAUACAUUUGACCCCAGGCAGCAGAGUGCCUGUAUUGAGAUAUGUCACAUGAUUAAUGCCAGGGGCGAGAUUUAUAUAUGUGUUGACUUAGGGGUGCGUGAGGAAGGAAAAAUAAGCCAUUUAUUUUAUUUAUACUUAUUGGGCAUACAUUUGAAAACUUUUUUCUGAACAGAAAUUUUAUUUUUACAACCUGUGAUAACGUUUACUUUUGUGAAUAAAACAGUUUCUAAAUAAAAUAAAUGCUAUUUUGUUAACUUUAAUAGAAAGCAUUUAUGGACAAUGGUCAGUCUUGUAUAUUUUAUUCAAUAAUACACCUGUACGAUAUUGGUUUUGUAUAAUGCAUUGACAAAUAAAUAAAGAGGAAAGAUAA
This is a messenger RNA of Dreissena polymorpha, 3831 nucleotides long. Its product is annotated as dynein regulatory complex protein 1-like. The transcript is spliced from 18 exons. Gene Ontology annotation, cellular component: axonemal dynein complex; axoneme. The record is from RefSeq and is a predicted model, not a curated record. Gene Ontology annotation, biological process: cilium-dependent cell motility; axonemal dynein complex assembly; regulation of cilium movement. Lineage: Eukaryota; Metazoa; Mollusca; Bivalvia; Myida; Dreissenidae. Bases 91 to 2316 code for a protein of 741 amino acids.